Molecule: messenger RNA, 805 nt
Organism: Austrofundulus limnaeus
Lineage: Eukaryota; Metazoa; Chordata; Actinopteri; Cyprinodontiformes; Rivulidae
Gene: cunh1orf50
Product: chromosome unknown C1orf50 homolog
Source: RefSeq, a predicted model, not a curated record
UGGACAGGACAGUGACUUUACCAAGCCAGCCUGACAAAACCACCACAGUGACACUAGUGGAGAGCAGCUCCACACCCAGUGGGCUGGAACUGGUCAGCUCCUACCAGACCAACAGAGUGGGAGACCCUACAGACCUGGUGGCCCUGGCGGAGCAAGUCCAGAAGGGAGAUGAUUUCGUAAAAGCCAAUGCUUGCAACAAGCUGACAGUGAUCGCAGAUCAGAUCAGAUACCUGCAGGAGCAGGCGAGAAAGGUGUUAGAAGAGGCAAAGCGAGAUGCUGAACUCCAUCAUGCUGCCUGCAACAUUUUGAAGAAACCAGGCAAUGUGUAUCACCUCUACCAGAGGCCUUCUGGACAGAAAUACUUCUCCAUUAUUUCCCCAAAGGAAUGGGGACCGAGCUGCCCUCACCCGUUCCUCGGAACAUUCAAACUCCAGCAGGACAUGUCGUGGACYCCUGUGGAUGAGGUAGAGAAGAGGGAUGCUCAGAUGGCCCUCAUGGACAAACUCCUGAGGCAGCAGACAACCUUACCUCAGCACACCAGAACAAACUUCAAAGGCCUGACCGAAUGAAGACUAAAAACUGCAACAGGCUCUGGGUGAAAAAGACUCUGCAUACCCCAGACCACACAGGGACUAAAGUCUGCUGAAGUAUCAGACUGGGACUCCUGAGAUCCUGUUCUCUGCAACAUGUUGGUCUCACACAUGGCUGAGGAGUUUAUCAUUCAGUUUAAGAUUUAAAGCUGUGUGAAACCAAGAGGAACUCUUGAGUUGGAAAUAAAUAGUUAAAUUUUCAAACCCAAUAUGAA